AGCACCGGGUCCAACGCGCCCGAAUGCCUCCUCUACGCCCGCACCGCCAAUCUCUCCACCGUCGGCACCAACAGCACCUAUCGCGCCACCUUCCUCCAGAUGUCCCCCAUUGGCGCCAUCCACAAUGCCCGCAUGUUCACCGCCGCCAUGGACGCCCUCCCCUCCAUGACCGCCGACGCACAGCUCAACACCCUCUGCGGCAACUGGACCACCAUCGCCCUCGCUGAGGCGGAGAAGAACUUCACCCAGGCAAAGGUCCUCGAGUUCAACGACGUCAUCCAGGACGCUCAGGUCAUCAAGGCCGGGCCCGAACUUAUCGGCAUCAUCAUCUGCGUGCUUGCGGUCUUCUUCGGGGUUUGGUGCUUC
This is a messenger RNA of Aaosphaeria arxii CBS 175.79, 366 nucleotides long. RefSeq lists its product as uncharacterized. The record is from RefSeq and is a predicted model, not a curated record. The annotation marks the transcript as partial. The transcript has a single exon. NCBI's taxonomy places the organism in Eukaryota, Fungi, Ascomycota, Dothideomycetes, Pleosporales.